This is a messenger RNA of Chiroxiphia lanceolata (lance-tailed manakin), 1560 nucleotides long. RefSeq names its product acrosin-like. The coding region runs from base 100 to 1062 and encodes 320 amino acids. The record is from RefSeq and is a predicted model, not a curated record. NCBI's taxonomy places the organism in Eukaryota, Metazoa, Chordata, Aves, Passeriformes, Pipridae. Gene Ontology annotation, biological process: proteolysis. The transcript is spliced from 5 exons. Gene Ontology annotation, molecular function: serine-type endopeptidase activity.
GCACCGCCGGCAACUCCAGUGCUGCAGGCACCUUGUUGGCAGCUGUGCUGGAGGAGACAGGCCCUCACUCCUUGCAGCUGACUUGUGUCGCUGGCAGUGAUGAUUUUGCUGCGCCUGCUCAUCCUGCUGGCCCUGUGUGGGGCCGCAGACAGCACAUCGAACACGUGCGGACAGGUCUGCGGGCUCCGGCCUGCGCCCUACAGCACGACGCGCGUCGUGGGUGGUGUAAAUGUCCCACCAGGAACCGGGGCCUGGGCCGGGAUAGUCAGCAUCCAGAGUGCUCGGAAAGAAAAAUACACUAUUCAUAACUGUGGAGGGACCAUCAUCAGACCACAGUGGGUCCUCUCAGCUGCCCACUGCUUCAUCAACCGCACAAAUCCCCUCAGCGAGUGGGUGGUGGUGGCCGGGAUCACAUCAACUGCUGAGUCGGGUCCUCAUGUACAAAUACGCCGGAUUAAGCAGGUGAAGAUGCACGAGCUCUACGAUGGCCGUCUGCUUAAUGACAUCGCCCUGGUGGAACUGGAGCAGCCCUUUGAGUGCACCCCCUCCAUUCAGCUCGCUUGUCUACCUGGUCCCACGGUGUCAGUGUCGCCUCUGAACUGCUACAUUGCUGGGUGGGGUCGCACUGAGGGAAGAACUGUAGCUUCAAAAGGACCCCGUCUGAAGGAGGCCAAGGUGCUCCUCAUCGACACCCAGCUCUGCAACAGCAGUGACUGGUAUGGAGGGCUCCUCCUACCCGGAAACAUGUGUGCUGGGUACGAAAAGGGUGGCACAAGCACCUGCAAGGGUGACAGCGGGGGGCCUCUCAUCUGCAAAGAUGGCAAAGCUGACAUGUUCUGGGACCUUGGCCUGACCAGCUGGGCAAUAGGUUGUGCCAGACCCAAAAAGCCUUCAGUUUUUGUCUCCACUCAAUACUUCCGCAACUGGAUCACGAAACACAUUGGCCAGAGCUCAGCUACUCCAGCACCAGUGCAAUCCUGUCCAUUCUUAUGUAAGAAGCUGCUGCAAUUCUUUAAUCUGCUGCAGGAGCUCUUGAAGUUCCCAAAGGCAGAAACGGCUUGAGCAGCAGGAUGGACAGGCUGUGGCACAGGCUGUAGUGAGCCAUAACCAUGUCCUUCUGGGACAAUGCCUGCUGAUCCAAAGGCAGCCUCAGUACCAAAGGCCUGCUCUGUCCUGCCCACGCUCCUCCUCCGCUUGCCCACAAAUGCUGAUGUUGACUUAGUUGUUGUUGUUGAAAUAAAGUUGCCUAUUUUCACCAUUAACCAUGUUGGCAGUCCCACUCAGUCUCCUGUGCCCUCAAGGCCAGGCCUCCCUGGGCCGACACCUGCAAAGUGAGGCUGCACAGGCAGGCAAAGGGAAAGGGCACAAAAGGGAGCAAAGGGAAAGGGUCCCUCCAAAGGGCUGGAACCGUGCCUGCUCAGAGAGGCCAAGGGUGCAGUGGAAGAAGGGAACACAGGUUCUAGGGCCUUACAGGUCUUGGGGCCAGCAGCUGGAAAUGCACAGUGUCUUAGGCUGCUGACCGGUGGGAUGCCUCUGUGUGUGUAUGUGUGUACAGCACAC